Messenger RNA from Naegleria lovaniensis, 963 nucleotides. RefSeq lists its product as uncharacterized. The coding region runs from base 1 to 963 and encodes 320 amino acids. The transcript has a single exon. The record is from RefSeq and is a predicted model, not a curated record. NCBI's taxonomy places the organism in Eukaryota, Heterolobosea, Eutetramitea, Acrasida, Naegleriidae.
AUGGCCAUAACAGCUUGCUGUUCCAUACCAUUGUUGAAGAGUUGGCAUUGCUCGGAGCAAACCAAUCAUCGUGUGAAACACAUUGCCAAAUAUUCCAUAGUACUCUCUGUUAAAAUGUUGUUCAACGCUUUGCAAUGGACGGGUUGGCUUUGGGCAGUGACCAUCUCGGAACAAGUUACCUCCAUGCUUCAACUUGUGGAAUGGAGGGAUGUUCUGGUCAUGUUUUCCAUCUCAUGCAAUGAAAUAUUAUGCUCACAACUGUUUGGAAGAAUUUUAUUACAACUCGAAUUAAAGUUUUGGAAAUUCACAAAGAAAGAACAAGAUGAAUACUUGAUUGGAAUUUACAAAGGAAUGUUGGGAUGUAUUGCAUCAGGUAUCACGUUCGAUUUUGUCGAUCGAGCUGCCAUCAAAUAUUUUCAAAAAGUCAUUGUGAAUGACUCUAUCGUGUUCCUAUUGAGACUGUUAUUUGUCUUUUCCAUGGAUCGAGCAGUCUUUUCAAUUGUGAUUUUUUUCACUAAUCAAUUGGAAUAUUUAGUUAAGAUUAAGGAAACGCAGCAACAACCUCCAAUACCGUCGUCCACAUUGGGCAAUAGAGAAGCUACAAGCACCGUGAGUGACAAGAAUGAUUUGAGAGAAAAGACACUGUUCUACGAAUUUCUUAAUUCCUAUUCGUACACGAAUUGUGUGGAAGGUGCCAGUAUUUCUGGUUAUUCAGCCGUAUUGUACGAUUUGGCCACUGAGUUGGCAAGUUAUAUCUGUAACAAGAAAUUAUCCACACCAAACACUGUUUGGAUACAAGCUGGAGUGUCUUCACCGUUUGUUUUGGGUUUUACUGGAUUUGCAAUUAUUUUAUCCAUGUUCGAAUCAGUAUUUCUGUUCACAAUUUGUAAAGAGAUCGUUAAAAGGGUGAAUCGAUCAGUGAUUCGUAUUUGUUGGAGUGAAACACGAAAUGAUCAUUCAUGA